AUGGAUGCUUCAGGUUCACUUGAUACGUCGAAUACAACGAAUACGAUCAUCGAGAAAACAAAUAAAUUGAAAAUUAGUUCAACUGUAGAAAGUAAGGAUGAAAGCAAUAAAGACGGUCCAUCUGCAUCAAAGGCACCAGCUACUAAAGGUAUUCCAUAUUUGGAACAUGGAACGGGAGCUGCUUCACAACAAACAAGUACAAAAGUAUAUUAUCAUAUCGACGACGAAAUGGUGCCAUAUUGUACUGAUGUCAUGGUACCACCCGAUAAAAUAACACUUGGUGACUUCAAACGUGUCUUAACACGAUCAAAUUUCAAAUACUAUUGCAAAGCCCCUGCUCCCGAUUCCGGAGUCUUUCCUGAAGUGAAAGUGGAGAUACGUGAUGACAGUGAAUGUUUACAUCGGUCGGCAAAUGGUCAGUUUGAGCUCUUUUUGCUUACAUCAGAAGGUAGCAGUCAUUCCGAUGGUUCGUCGGGUCUUCCAUUGAAAAGUGCACGGCUCAUGGUUGGGAAAGCACAAAUUUUCAAUAGUCUCAAAAAUAAGCAAAUAAAUAAGAAUUAUGAAUUGUCAUCUGUACAUUGUUUCAUUUCCGGUCCCGGGCCCAGCACCAACUAUGUAUCCUAUUGGAAGUAUGGCUUAUCGACAAGCCUAGCAUCUACAGAUUCGGAUUCUUUCAUCAGUGAUAUGAGAGCCCUGCCAAUGCAAGUAAAGGGAAUGGCAAGGCGACCAUUUCCGCAGCAGUACAUUCCGCAAGGACAUCGUGGAGGUCGACGUUUUGAAGAUUCAACACUGGGCUCUGAAAGUGACGCGCGGUUAUUCUCGGAUGAUGACGACCGUUCGAGAGUUUCAACAUCUACUGACAUCACCAGCGUUUCUCGGCAGCAUCAUGCUCCUGCAUAUCGUAAACGCCGAAAUCGUCGGCGAUUUCGACAGCCUUCAAGAGCUUCGUCCUUUAGUAGCAUAACAGAAAGCUCAAUGUCAUUGGAUGUAAUCACAGUAACACUAAAUAUGGAUACGGUGAACUUCUUGGGUAUCAGCAUUGUUGGACAGAGCUCAUCUCGUGGUGAUAAUGGCAUCUAUGUGGCUAAUAUUAUGAAAGGAGGUGCUGUAGCAUUAGAUGGACGAAUUGAACCGGGUGAUAUGAUUUUACAAGUGAACGAUAUUUCGUUCGAAAACUUUACGAACGAUCAGGCAGUAGACGUUUUGCGUGAAUCAGUUGCACGGAGAGGACCAAUCAAGUUAACAGUGGCUAAGAUGUGGGAUAGUGGACCAAGAAGUGCAUUCACUGUCCCGCGACAUCGGGAUGAACCGGUACGACCUAUUGAUACUCAGGCUUGGAUACAGCAUACUAACGCUAUGCGUGGAAUGCCAUCCAUCCUCGAAGGCUCUGAAGGUACUCCAACUCCAAUACCUGGUCAAUACGGUCGACCUGCAAGUAGCAGCACUGCAACAUCAAAUGGUUCUGUUCCAAACACCAUUGUUGGUGGAGCCCAUUUCCGGUUAGAUGCUAUGACGGACAAAAAGAAAGUUGUUCAAAUGAUGGUUAUGCCAAAUUCUGGGUUAGAUAUCAAAAAUCGCACUUGGCUGAAGAUUCCGAUUCCGAUGUCUUUUCUUGGCAGUGACUUGGUUGAUUGGCUGAUGGAACAUGUUGAUGGUCUCCGUGAUCGAAAGGAUGGACGCAAGUUUGCUGGCGAGUUGUUGAAGGAGAAGUUAAUCAGUCAUGUGGUCAACAAAAUUACCUUCACUGAACAGUGUUACUAUAUUCUGGGUGAAGAAUGUGCUGAUUAUGCACGCUUGCGGCAAAAUCCUGGAGGUGAUGAUCCAGGUGUUCGAAGUGAAGUGGGUUCGGUGUUGCCAGCGCCACCACCAGGGCUUGUUGCUGCUGCAGCGCAGCAAAGUGGACGUGCUUGGCCUCAACCAACGAUGAUACCGCAAAGUGCACCUUCAAUGGUAAGUGGUUAUGCAUCUAUGCCGUUAACACUGUAUCCGAAUCAGCAGCCAUAUGUUGCGACCAAUGUCGUUCCACCAUACAAAGGUGCUGAAACUAUCGGUGGUGGUCCAGAUGUUCACAGUCAAACAAGUAGCAACGAUGGUUCAAGUGGAAGCGAACAGAGACAUACGAUUUUACCACAGGCACCCAUAUCAUCGGGUGUUCAUUCAACCGCAUUUUCAUCCAAUAUCCAAAAAGGAACAUCGGUAUCCUUGGCUGCAGGUCCAACUUUUGGAAUGGUAGCAACAAAUCGCUUGGAAGAGAUGCCACAGGAUUUGGCAUCCAGUCGGCAAAGUUUUCGAAUUGCGAUGAGUCAACCCUUUGAAUUCUUUGUUGAUAAUUUAUAG
Loa loa (African eye worm) is the source of this 2337-nucleotide messenger RNA. Its product is annotated as domain found in Dishevelled. Gene Ontology annotation, biological process: intracellular signal transduction; canonical Wnt signaling pathway. The record is from RefSeq and is a predicted model, not a curated record. Gene Ontology annotation, molecular function: frizzled binding. Lineage: Eukaryota; Metazoa; Nematoda; Chromadorea; Rhabditida; Onchocercidae. Gene Ontology annotation, cellular component: cytosol. The coding region runs from base 1 to 2337 and encodes 778 amino acids. The transcript has 16 exons.